Molecule: messenger RNA, 936 nt
Organism: Neoarthrinium moseri
Lineage: Eukaryota; Fungi; Ascomycota; Sordariomycetes; Amphisphaeriales; Apiosporaceae
Exons: 4
Coding region: 1-936 (311 amino acids)
Biological process (GO): ribosomal large subunit assembly; rRNA processing
Cellular component (GO): nucleolus
Molecular function (GO): rRNA binding
Source: RefSeq, a predicted model, not a curated record
AUGGCCGCGGUAUACAAGUCGCUCUCCAAGAGCAGCAGCAGCCAGAAGGCCGAGGCCCCGGCCAAUGGCGUGCGCAAGAACAAGCAGAGAGUCCUCAUUCUCUCGUCUCGAGGCGUGACGUUCCGACACCGACAUCUGCUCAACGACUUGGCGGCGAUGCUCCCCCAUGGCCGCAAGGAUGCCAAGUUCGACUCGAAAAGCAAGCUAUACCAGCUCAACGAGUUGGCUGAGCUCUACAACUGCAACAACGUCAUGUUUUUUGAGGCACGCAAGGGACAGGAUCUCUAUAUCUGGCUGAGCAAGGUUCCCAACGGACCGACGGUGAAGAUGCACCUCCAGAACUUACACACCAUGGACGAGCUCAACUUCACCGGCAACUGCCUCAAGGGCAGCCGGCCGGUCCUCUCCUUCGACAGCGCAUUCGAGCAGCAGCCCCACCUCCGCGUCAUCAAGGAACUUUUCCUCCACACAUUCGGCGUGCCGCAGGGCGCCAGGAAGUCGAAACCCUUCGUCGACCACGUCAUGGGCUUCACCUUUGCGGACGGGAAGAUCUGGGUGCGCAACUACCAGAUCAACGAGGUCGAGGCGGGCAAGGGGGCCGCGGACGAGGAGGCGGCGGCGGCGGCGGCAGCCAGCAAGGGCCGCGGCGGCAAGGAGACGGACAUCAGCCUGAUCGAGAUCGGGCCGCGCUUCGUCCUGACGCCCAUCAUCAUCCAGGAGGGCAGCUUCGGCGGGCCCAUCCUGUACGAGAACAAGGAGUUCGUCAGCCCCAACCAGGUGCGCGCCGACCUGCGGCGGAAGUCGGCCAGCCGGCACAACGCCCGCGCCGAGCAGCAGGUCGAGAGGCUGGCCCGCCACGGCGACCUGGGCCUGCGCACGAGCGGCGGCAAGAAGGCGGCGGCCGACGCGCUCGACGCGAGAGAGCUGUUUGCAUAG